Messenger RNA from Drosophila suzukii, 760 nucleotides. NCBI's taxonomy places the organism in Eukaryota, Metazoa, Arthropoda, Insecta, Diptera, Drosophilidae. The record is from RefSeq and is a predicted model, not a curated record.
UGCUAACUAGGCAACAGGCUCUGACAUUUCAAUUUCUCAACUUUUAAUAUUUGAACAUUUCAGUUUUGUAGAACACGUAACAGGAGAAGACUAAAUUUCUAGUAGCAGUAGAGUAUCAGAAGUAAAAUGGCACCAAAUUUUGUGCAAAGUUCUGGAGUUCUUACGUUGAACAUCGAUGAACUGAGGAAACUCGUUGAACCCGCCGAUAUCGAGUGCUUGGAGCAAAUUAAACAGGAGGAGACCAGGUUGAAAUCCAAUCGCGAAGUCAUCCAGAAGAAACUGAAUCAACUGCUGCGUCGUAUCAACGACCUGGACGACGAGGUUGAGAGGGAAGAAAUUACCGAGCUGGAGUUCCAAUCCAUGAAUGCCGUAAGGAACUUUCUGAACCUGCGCCAUCAGCAGUUGGCGGAGAGACUCGUUCGCGUCGGAACUCAACUGGCCAGGACAAAAAUAGAUCUCAAGCGUCGAGAGGUGGCCAUCUUUAAGGACGUUAAAGCCAGGGGAUUGAUAUAAAAGGGUUGUAACAAGCUGAGCACCAAGACCAUAUUCGUUCCUAACUUGGGUGACUUUAAAAGUACCAUCAGCAGUUGUUCGAGAGAAUUGUUUUCAUGGAAUCCAACUGCCCUUUGCAAAAAAAGAACUGAAGAAUGUAUCUAAAAUAUUUUUGGAGAACUUUAUAAAAUCCAGUUUUUACAUAUUUUCAUCGGCUUAUCUGCGGGCAUAUAGGAGUGGUAUUAAAAACUAUAAAGAUUACCUAUUA